Molecule: messenger RNA, 1203 nt
Organism: Phytophthora sojae
Lineage: Eukaryota; Oomycota; Peronosporomycetes; Peronosporales; Peronosporaceae
Exons: 1
Coding region: 1-1203 (400 amino acids)
Source: RefSeq, a predicted model, not a curated record
AUGAAGUUCCCGCUGGCGCACGCGCCGUUCGCGCCGCUGCACCUCGGCGAGUGCGACAAGAGGGAGGCGGUGGAGCUGGCCGACAUCUUCGUGCAGCAGACGCUGGCCGACUACGAGACGCACCUGGACAUGCAGCACGGCGUCGUGGACGAGGUCCGAUGGAAGAUGGUCAAGCGCUUUGAGGACGUCGUCGUGUACCAGGACCGCGAGGCGAUGCGGCCUCGACGCUUGACCCGCUCGGGCUCGGGCUACGAGCACCAGGAGACGCCCCGCGAGAUGCAGAAGCUGCUGUGGUUCGGCUCGGUGCAGGGCAGUUUGGACGACAUCAUGUACGGGGUCGUGAACCCCACGGUCCAGGAGGCCAAGGUGAAAUCGUCCUACGUCGGCAACAACGUGCUGGACUUUGCGGUACUCGAGACCAUCGUCCGCCCGACGGUGGACGACCCGUUCCGCGGCCUCCAGAUCAAGUGGGCGGUGAACGGCGGCCCCGCGCUCAUGCGCUCGAUGGUGCGGUGUCGAGACUUUGUGUACCUCGAGUCCACGGGCAUGACGACGAGCUCCAAGGGCGAGCGCUUCGGCUACCACAUCCUGCACUCCAUUGCGGUGCCCGGGGCCCCGGAGCUGCACGAGCACAAGAUCAUUCGCGGCAACAUGACGCUGUAUCAUUUGUAUCGGCAGAAGAGUCCCGGCGUGGUGGAGACGUACGUCAAGGCCUUCAUCGACGUGAUGGGGGACAUGCCCUCGAGCAUCGCCACGCUCGUGUCGGCCAAGGGGGUCGUAUCCGUCUGGAAGCUGGGCGACUACGCCGAGAUGAAGAAGCUCAUGUGGCUCCUGAAGCAGCACAAGGCCGUGCCGCCGCUCCUUCAGGACUGCAGCUCGGGCUUCUGUCGCGUGUGCCACAAAGACGUCAGCGGGCCGCUCACGCGCCAGCAGAGCUGCUGCAUUUGCUCGAGCUGCGUCUGCACACGCUGCAGCGUGCCGAAAAGGCUGCAUCACAUGUCGCCGCUCAGUCGGACGGUCCUGCAGACGUCCGUGGCGGUUUGCACCCCGUGCAUGCGGACGGUGGUGACGACCAGUUGCCUGGACGUUGCGCUGGCUGAGGUGGCCAGGGGCGGCCACAUCGGAGAGGACUUCCACGACGGCGGCUCCAUCAAGGGAACGUCUUCACCCUCGUCGUCGCCCGCGUCCUCACACGCGUGGUGA